Messenger RNA from Raphanus sativus (radish), 1861 nucleotides. Its product is annotated as F-box/kelch-repeat protein At1g22040-like. The transcript is spliced from 2 exons. NCBI's taxonomy places the organism in Eukaryota, Viridiplantae, Streptophyta, Magnoliopsida, Brassicales, Brassicaceae. Gene Ontology annotation, molecular function: protein binding. Bases 218 to 1633 code for a protein of 471 amino acids. The record is from RefSeq and is a predicted model, not a curated record.
CCAUCAACUGAUCCAACGACAAAAUCUCAAACUUGGAACCAAAAAGACAAUUCAAUCUAUCUCUUCGAUAGUCUUUUGCUGCUUUGGUAAAGAGAUUCUCAUAUCUGUUGGAACUCUAUUAAUUUGUCUCCUUGACACCUCUCUCUGGAUCCUUACUAUGUAUAUGUAAUUAGCUGCUUGUAGAGACUCUUGAUUUUUCAAAGCUAAGCUCUCAUGCAUGGGUUCUGUAAUAAGCUUGAGCUGUUCCAAGAAGAAAUCAACUACUCAGGACAAGGACUUCUCAAACAAAACUUUCAAAAUAUCAAAGACAUGUUCAUUGAACGAUCAAGAUUCAUACUACAGAUUGUUUCCAAAUCUUCCUGAUGAGUUAUCUAUACAAAUUCUUGCUAGGCUCCCAAGAAUCUGCUAUUCGAAUGUUCGGUUAGUUUCACGGAGGUGGAGAUCAGCUGUAUCUACCUCUGAGCUGUUUACUCUAAGGAAACAGCUUGGUAAGACAGAGGAAUGGCUCUAUGUGCUGACUAAAGGCCAAGAUGAUAACCUUUCGUGGUACGCUUUAGAUCCAGUGUCUACAAGAUGGCAGAGACUGCCUCCAUUGCCUGUUAUUGUUUACGAAGAGGAAUCUACUACAAGUAACAAACUCGUUGAGAUAGCGACGAGCUUGCUCGGUAGAAAAGAGGUCUCUGAGCCCGAGGAAACGCCCUUCUGUGGAUGUGCUAUUGGUUCCAUCGAUGGGUGUCUCUAUGUUCUUGGAGGGCUCUCUAGGUCUAAAACCGUGAGCUCGGUUUGGCGGUUUGACCCGGUUCUUAACUCCUGGAGUGAAGUGAGUUCCAUGUUGGCGAACCGUGCUAAUUCCAAAAUAGGAGUGUUGGACAAGAAGCUUUAUGUUGUUGGAGGUGUUGAGAGUCGACGUGGAAGAUUAUAUCCGCUUCAGACAGCUGAGGUUUACGAUCCAGAGACCGAUGUUUGGUCAGAGGUUCCGGACAUGCCUUUCUCAAAGGCGCAACUGUUGCCUAGCGACGAGUUCUUGGCUGACAUGUUGAAGCCUAUAGCCACGGGGAUGACUUGUUACAACGGUAGGUUAUGCGUUACUCAGAGUUUAUACUCUUGUCCUUUCUUUUAUGAUGCUGGAGGAAAUGUUUACGAUCCGGAGACGAAUCUCUGGGGUGAUAUGCCGUCUGGUAUGGGUAAAGGUUGGCCUGCAAGGCAAGCGGGUACGAAGCUGAGUGUUGUGGUGGGUGCUGAGUUAUAUGGUUUUGAUCCUUCUUCUUCUUCGGUGGAGGAUGGGAGAGUUAAGGUUUAUGAUCAAGAGGAAGAUACUUGGAAAGUUGUUAUUGGUGAAGUCCCUGUUUAUGAUGAGACAGAUUCAAAAUCUUCUUAUUUGUUUGCUGGGUUUCAUGGGAAGCUUCAUUUUAUUACUAGAGAUUCUAACUGUAACGUUACAGUAUUAAGGGCCGAUGUUAAUGAGAUCCCAGGCUCUUCAUUAUCGUCUAUCUCCAAGCCUGUUUUGGGUGCAUGCUCUUUGAAGGAAAAGGACAAUGUAGAUAACAAGUCAGACAGUGAUAUUUGGAAAGUCAUUGCAAGCAAGGACUUAGGUGCUGCUGAACUUUUUAGCUGCCAAGUUAUAGAUAUAUGAAAACCAAGAAUCUUUGCUCAUUUAUUGUGGGACAUUAAGAGUUUCUGUGUACAGCCAAAAUCAACAGUUUGAAGCUUUGUGAUAUGUUCUUCCAAAGAUUAUCUUAGUCUAAUUCUUUGAUGGUCCUGAUUCUAUAUACUUCUCCUGGCUUUGGCUGGCAUGUAAGCUUGAACAAUAAGAUGUUAUGUAACAAUAUAUAGUUGGUGUUAGGUCAAAUUAUGUGAUUCA